Paramecium tetraurelia is the source of this 1290-nucleotide messenger RNA. RefSeq lists its product as uncharacterized. The transcript is spliced from 3 exons. Gene Ontology annotation, biological process: ubiquitin-dependent protein catabolic process; protein ubiquitination. Gene Ontology annotation, molecular function: ubiquitin protein ligase binding. NCBI's taxonomy places the organism in Eukaryota, Ciliophora, Oligohymenophorea, Peniculida, Parameciidae. The record is from RefSeq and is a predicted model, not a curated record. Gene Ontology annotation, cellular component: cullin-RING ubiquitin ligase complex.
AUGGUUUUUAAAAUUCUUACUGAUAGCCCAAUCUAACUUGAAAAUGUGCCUUACAUGAAAAUAUUUUAUGAAUUAAAUGAAAUAAUAGAUGGAAAUAUUUUGAAGGGGAAGAUAUAUGAUGCUGUAUAUUAGGAUCUGCUUAAAGUGAUAAAUAAUGAAGAUAAAUAAUAAACAAUCUCUUGUAUAUUUGACAAAAAAGAGUAUUAUGAGCAAAAACUUAGAGAUCUUUUCAAUAGUAAUGAAAAAAUUAAAAUAAGUUUAUCUAGUGCUAUUGAAUCAGCCAUUCAAAUUAAAGUAAAUUGGUUGUCUGAAUAAUUAUCGUCUUAUUUUGAUUAACUUCUAAUCAAAAAGUAAGAAAAUAAAGAUUUUGAAAAAGUUAAAGAGAGGAUAAAGUAAUCAUUACAACUUAUGCCUUAUUUUUCAGCUAAAGAUAUAUUUGAACACUUUUACACUUAGAGAAUGACAAGAAGAUUGCUUUUGGAAUUAUCCAUCUCUUAAGAAUUGGAAACAGAAAUCUUAAUAAAUUUAAAAUAAUAGUGUGGAGAUUAGUAUGUAAGAAAAGCUGAGGAAGUUCUUAAAGAAUAUAAAAAAUGUUAUCAAUUUUAGCAUGCGGGAGUCGAAGUAAAACUAGUUGUUAUUUCCUAAAAUUCUUGGACUUUAAAAUAAGAUUAAAUUCCAAAAUUCUUUUUGAAAGAAUAAUAAGAAUAUUUCCAAGAAGAUAAAAAAUAAGAUUUUAAGUAGAAGAUCUUAUUUUGGAUGUUGGAGUGCAGCAAUUGCUCUGUUAAAGGUUUCAAGAAGUACAUCUUUAUAGUAUCCGUUGUUUAAGCUAUGAUUUUAGAUUUGUUCAACAAAUAGAAAUCUUACAAGGCUUCGGACUUUAUUCAGCUUAGUGGAUUGUCCAAAGAUGAAAUAAUCAGAAAUCUGAUUCCACUUGAAAAGGAGAAAAUAUUACUUUUAAACCAAGGAGUGUAUUCAGUGAAUCAUGAAUUUGAAAGUAAGAAAACUCACAUUAAGAUUAAUUAAAUGUAAAAGAUAGAGAAAAAAGAAGAAAUUGAAGAAAAUACACAGAAGUUAUUGCAUGAUCGAAAAUAUGUUAUUGAUGCCUCAAUAGUUAAAAUAAUGAAACGGGACAAAUAGCACACACUCUAAGAAAUAGUCAAUUUAGUUUUAAAAGAUUUGGGUUUACCACUUAAAGCUGUGGAUAUUAAAUAGUAAAUUGAAGUAUUGACAGAAAAAGAGUAUUUACAAAGAGAUCAAAAUGAUAUGAGUUUAUUUAUAUAUUUGGCAUGA